Molecule: messenger RNA, 969 nt
Organism: Auxenochlorella protothecoides
Lineage: Eukaryota; Viridiplantae; Chlorophyta; Trebouxiophyceae; Chlorellales; Chlorellaceae
Exons: 4
Coding region: 1-969 (322 amino acids)
Cellular component (GO): chloroplast thylakoid membrane; chloroplast envelope
Source: RefSeq, a predicted model, not a curated record
AUGCGACCCAGGCUCUCGCCUGUGCGCGCCCACCCUGGCACGCCACCAGUGGAUGACGGGGAGCUGGUCACGCCAGACCCCGCCCCGGAGGUCCUUCCCUUGGAACUGGGGGAUGCAGAGCUGAGGGAGGCCACGGGCCUGCAGGACGGGCUGGCGGGGUCCGACUUCCCCGCCCAGGACGCCGCCGACGAGCGGGCGGAGGAGGCCGCCGCCGCCGCGGCUCAGGACGUGGACGCCGCGGCCACGCGCCACUGGGUGUCGCUGCCCAGCCUGCCCGCCUCGCUGGCGGAGCGGCCCGCGCUGCGCUACGCGGCACUGGGCCUGGGCGGCUUCCUGGCGCUCAACGUGGUGCUGGUUGGGGUCAAGGCUCUGCGCAAGGCGCUGAGCCCGCAGCAGCGCCGGCACCGCACCGUGAACAAGAACCAGCUGGUGGUGACCACGCUGGCGCAGUACCUGCCGUCCAACCGCGCGGGGCUGGCGGGGAGCAUCCUGGGCUCCCUCCGCUUCCGCACCGGUUUCAACAAUGUGGAGAUCUUCAGGAAGUACCUCUGGUACCUCCUGCGCGAGCGCGCCUUCAAGCAGGAGGCCGUGGACGACCUCCUGGCCCUGAAGGCCGCCCUCCAACUCACAGACUCCGAGGUUGCCGCUGCGCUGCGGGAACGGGCCCAGCGCAUCUACGACAAGUACGGCAACGUGAUGCUGGACACCUCGGGGAUGACGGGGGCGGGCAUUGAGCGCAAGGCCACCAGCAGGGCCCUCUUCUCCAAGCUCCAAUACUUGACGCAAGUCGAGGGGUUGCUCUCUCCCGAGGCUGCCAAGGAGGUGGAUCUCAGAAAGAUAUUUGGUGCCACAGAGGACGAUGUGGCGAGACUGAGGAUCGUCAGCCUGCAGGACGUGGACCUGGAGGCGCUGAUGGAACAGAGCUCGGCAGUAGAGCCCAAGAAGGAGGAGCCUGGAGCCCAGCUGUGA